This is a messenger RNA of Silurus meridionalis, 1129 nucleotides long. RefSeq names its product Epstein-Barr virus induced 3 (gene ebi3). The transcript has 6 exons. The record is from RefSeq and is a predicted model, not a curated record. Bases 110 to 982 code for a protein of 290 amino acids. Gene Ontology annotation, molecular function: cytokine receptor activity; protein binding. Gene Ontology annotation, cellular component: membrane. Lineage: Eukaryota; Metazoa; Chordata; Actinopteri; Siluriformes; Siluridae.
AUUUGAUGCACUCUUGGGCAAGUGUGUUUACUAACUAAUGAUUAACAAAAAGAUCUUUUCCUGACCCAAAGGUUGAUUUUGAAAUCAUUAGUCUUCUCCCGCAUUAACAAUGCGCCUAGAAUGUUCUUUAUAUACGUUCUCGAUUUUUGUUUUGCUCUUUCCUCAAAGCUGGAAUCAUCAAGAAACAUUCUCUGAGACAAAGGAUCUUUCCAUUGUCCUUGGAUCUUCUGUCGAGUUGCCAUGUACGAACGGAUCCGAAUGGAGACAUAACGGAUCAUUCCUAGUCUUGAGUCCUGCUCUCCACUUGCACAACACCAGCCUUGACGAUCAGGGCUUCUACACGUGCCACAACUCAAACGGAGAAGUCCUCAAAACAGUACGACUGCAGCUGGGCUAUCCUCCGUCCAAACCAGACGUCCACUGCUGGUCACCGAGUUACCCCAUGAAAGCCCUGUGCUCAUGGACUCUGCCUCACAACCCAAUACUGCCGACCUAUUACAUCUCCACCUAUGGGCGUCUUGACGACACCUUUUCGUGCCAGAGACCAAGCGAACAGGACAGGCAAUGUGUUCUGGAGGACCUGGAGCUUUAUUCCAAUGUGCCAUACCUGGUUAACAUCACAGCUGUCAACGCUCUUGGGAGCUCAAGCCGCCUCCUGCCUGUCAUUUUCGAGGACAUUGUGAAGCCUGACCCCCCUGUCGACGUGAAGGCGACGGCUUUACCAGGCAAAAAGCUUCACGUGCAGUGGGCUCCUCCGCCAUCAUGGCCAGAUCCUGUAAACUUCCCCCUGAAAUACAAAGUGCAGUUCCAGUGGGGAGACACAGCUAAUAUUAUGGGUCCUAUCGAGUUGGAAAGCAUGGUUCGGAGUGGAGUAAUGCCUGGACGGACGUAUCAUAUCCGCGUAUCUGUUAUGGACCUCCUGGGUAACGGUCAGAGCAGCGAGUGGAGUGACACCGUCAACAUAACUAUGCCCAGGAGUUGACACUAAACCCUAUUUAGAUACAAAAUACGUCAACAAAGAAUGUUUUUACACCAGCAGUUUGAAUUUCCCGAUCGCACAAGAUCUGUUUAAAGCUAUACAAUCGAAUAAAGCUUUAUCAGAUCGGCAAAUUUGUGUAAAAUAAAUCAG